Thermothelomyces thermophilus ATCC 42464 is the source of this 632-nucleotide messenger RNA. RefSeq lists its product as uncharacterized. The transcript is spliced from 2 exons. Bases 113 to 451 code for a protein of 112 amino acids. NCBI's taxonomy places the organism in Eukaryota, Fungi, Ascomycota, Sordariomycetes, Sordariales, Chaetomiaceae. The record is from RefSeq and is a predicted model, not a curated record.
CGGCGCCGGGCUCUACUCGAGCGCGGCGGACUACGGGAGGGUCAUGCAGGAGCUGCUGCGGGCGCUGGCCGGGGAGGAAGGGACCGUGGUCCGGCGGGAGACGGCGCAGUAGAUGUUCCGGCCGCAGCUCGACGACAAGCAGAGGGAGUGGCUCAGGGCCAUUGUUUGGAACUUUGGCUCGGCCGCCGAGGUGCCCCGGGGCUCGCGCAUCGACCACGGGUUGGGGGGCAUCCUGGUCCUGGAGGACGUGGAGGGCAGGAGGAGGAAGGGGACCAUGUUUUUCUCGGGCAUGUGCAAUACACGAUGGUGGAUCGAUCCCGAGACGGGCAUCGGCGCCAUCAUGCUUGUCAAUGUCAUCCCCUAUGGCGACUCAGCCGCCCUCGCCUUGUUCAACGAGCUGGAGCGGGCUGUAUACGGGAACCUCGUCCCGGCUUGGAAAGCCUCAAAGUGAACGGCCCUUUUAUUUUCUGCCCAACUGAUUCACUACUCGGGUCACUGGGCGGUCGAUAAUUAAUCAGAUGACGACGCAUGACAUUGGCUUCAUCGCUCAUGGAGACCGUGCUGGCUUUCUUGCAUAAUGAACCUCAAAAACAGAAGAGAAGACAGUAAGAAACAAAGAAAAGAAAAGAAAG